This is a messenger RNA of Phialemonium atrogriseum, 720 nucleotides long. RefSeq lists its product as uncharacterized. The record is from RefSeq and is a predicted model, not a curated record. The transcript has a single exon. NCBI's taxonomy places the organism in Eukaryota, Fungi, Ascomycota, Sordariomycetes, Cephalothecales, Cephalothecaceae. The coding region runs from base 1 to 720 and encodes 239 amino acids.
AUGAGCGCCGAACCGCCCGAGCAGCUGCUCGAUGCCUUCAAGGCUGCCGCGCUCUCCGUCACAAAACUGUAUAAAAUCUCGGCUUCAGCGCAGACCAAAGCUCGAACAGAUGGCUACCAGGACUGUCUCGACGACCUGCAAUCCUUCCUCGACAGAGAGAACAUCGGCUUGGGUGAUGGAGAAGGCCGGAGGGUACGGAGGUGGUUAACCGACCGGCUGGAGGGGCGGGACGGGGUGCCUCAGAGCAUGGAGAGUGAGGACGAGGUCGAGAAGGCCGAGACGACAGCAUCGUCGCCAGAGACGCACCGAUCGACCAGCGCAACACAACUACCGGCCCUGCGGAACGAGGCAACUAUGCGAGACUCUGCACCGCCCGUGGUCCAGCCUGUCACUACAAUAGCGGAGGAGCCCGAGCCUGAGAUUGUCGUUCCCACGCAAGAAACAUUCAAUUUCCAGUCAUCGCAUCCCUACCCGCCCUACCUCAACCUGGCCAACCUCGACCUGUCAGACUCCCACAGCGCUACGGCCGCCCCCGUGUCCAGGUCGUCAAGAACACGGCAUGGGAACGGUGCGCGGACGAACUCCAGAUCAGCAAGCCACCUGGGCCGAGGGGCUGGACAGAAACGGAAAAUCAACUUUGCCGAGAUAUUCGACUUGGGUAGCCUAGGUUCUGGCAAAGACCCGUUCGGCAAUGGUGGCAAGCGGAGUCGACACACAUGA